Molecule: messenger RNA, 1191 nt
Organism: Oppiella nova
Lineage: Eukaryota; Metazoa; Arthropoda; Arachnida; Sarcoptiformes; Oppiidae
Source: the annotation of a GenBank genome assembly
AUGCAGUCACAAGUGAUUCACGGAUUGUCUUCAGCGCCGAUUCGUUUCAAAUGCCAUCAUUUGAGACAAAUCUGCAGACAUUUGAGCGAAAAUGCGAGACAACAACUCAAGAGUGAAAGUGGUGUCACUUUAAGCCACAAACCAGUGAUGGGUCGCGAGAUUAUGGCCGCUCUUCGGCCCAAAGACGGCCAGACUUUCAUAGAUAUGACUUUCGGUUCGGGCGGACACACGAAGCACUUGUUGGCCACCAAUAAGAAGAUCUGUGUCUAUGCUCUGGACAGGGAUCCGAUCGCUCACGAAAGGGCUGUCCAUUUGUCGCGAAGUAAACUGAUCGCAGCGAAUGGACAGCGAGUGAUACCACUGUUGGGCCGAUUCAGUGAAUUGCCGGCCCUUAUGGCGGCCGAAGGGGUGGCCAUGGAUUCAGUGGACGGCGUGAUCAUGGAUUUGGGCGCCUCUUCCAUGCAAUUCGAUGACUCGCGAAGAGGUUUCUCUCUGAGCAGUGAUGGACCCCUUGACAUGCGAAUGGAUGGCCAGAGGUUUGAGUCGAUGCCGACGGCCGCGGAUGUGGUCAACACCUUAAGUGCCGAACAUUUGGCCAAAAUCUUUAAGAUUUACGGCGAAGAGAGGUAUGCGCUGAAGAUCGCGCAGACAAUAGUCGACUCGCGAUUCCUUAUGAAGAGGUUGUCGUCGACCACAGAAUUGGCUCAUUUGGUGGCGAAUGUGAGCGCAAACCACCAGUCCUUCGACCGGUUGGGUCGACCCCAACACUCGGCCACCAAAGUGUUUCAGGCCAUCAGGAUCUUCGUGAACAACGAGUUGAAUGAAUUGAAUUACGGUUUGCAACGAAUCCGGCAUUACUUGAAGCCCAUGAAGAAUACGGAUCUGUCGGACAGAAACGAAUCGAUCGAUAAUUACGAUGAGAUCGACGGCGGAGUCAUUGCUGUCCUCUCUUUCCACUCACUUGAGGACCGAAUCGUUAAAAAGCAUUUCAUCGGAACUGAAUUAAACACAUCUUUGGAAUCAAAACAUUUCAGUUCUCUUGAGAUUCCCGAUGAAAAUGAAUUGUCAAAAGUGUUGAACAAAAGCUGGAAACCUAUUAAUAAACGCGUUAUUCUGGCCGAUGAAGAGGAAGUGCUGUCAAACCCCAGAAGCAGAUCCGCUAAAUUGCGUUUAGCUGUAAGAGUCUUGUAA